GGGAAAUAUUAAAGAAAUAUGCGGAAAAAGACGAAAGUUUCAAUUUUUUUAAAAUACACUGGACUUUUAAGUGUUAUUAUCAUUAUUAUACAAGGAUACAGAGAUGCGUUCACGCGAUCACCUUUCUCACGUGAGAGACUACGGUAUCCACAACAAAAUAACAUUCAAUCAAGAGGAGCCUUGAACAUCAUAACAUAUUAUGUAAACGGGGCUGAAAAGAACAAGACUGAACAUUCAACAAGUGGUGAGGAAAAUAUGGAAGCAGGAUCCUCCGGGACUACCCACAUAAUCAGCAACAAAAGCAUAAUUGUUAUAAACGCUUACUUGAGAACGGGGUCAACAUUUACAGCUUCAUUGUUUGAGACGUAUCCGGGUGUAUUCUACAUUUUUGAACCCCUUCAUGACAUAGAGAGAGGUUUUCGAGCUGCCGAGGCUGCAAAAACAGACGUAUCUUUACAAUACGUUGAUUCUUCAAGGAAAGUGACGAUUUCAAAACGCUCCUCUGUGUAUUUGGAAGAAGUGUGCUCGUGGCUGUCAUGUCGGCUCCAAGAUUUGUCUAAAACUUCCCUUAAUGAACGGUUUCUAUCACAAUAUAAUACAAAAAUGAAACCAUUUCAAACAUGCAUGAGGACAGCUAAGAUCAGUCUGAAUGGUUUAAACUACGGUAGCGCAAUUACGUCAUGUCUGAAAAAGCCAAUACAAGACUGUCAAAGCGCUUCCUUUGUAGUUUUAAAGUUUAUACGCAUGCGCAUUGGUGAAUUGGCAAGUCUGUUGCCAUAUUUUCCAAACAUGAAAAUCGUCCAUUUGAUAAGGGAUCCACGUGGAAUGUUCAAUUCAAGGAACCAUGUUGGUUUAAGUAAAGUACAGCGAAACAGCAGUGACAAAGAUGCAGUUCAUGGAUUUUGUCGACUGUUAGAAGAAGAUCUGAGACAUUCAAAAGAAAUUUCAAUUUCUCAUCCAGACAAAAUAUUUGUUUUGCAGUAUGAGGAUAUAGCUGAACACCCUUAUGAGUGGGCAAAACGUUUGUACAAGUUCGCUGGAAUGGAGUACACGAACAGUACGGAAGAUUUUGUACGCCGUUCGACGUCUGCUACGAAAGAUACUGGCAACAUGCAAACUCAGCGAAAGAAUUCAACAGCGACAUCUGUGAAAUGGCGUAUGCAGUUAUCAGCACCGACCGCUAUGUAUAUUUACAACACUUGCCGUAAAAGCAUGGAUAUUUUGGGAUAUCUUCCACUAACAACUAACAAUUUGAGGAUCAUGUCUGUGCCGUCACGUCAUCGCAUAAAUGUGACGUCUAAUUGAUUGGC
Molecule: messenger RNA, 1310 nt
Organism: Mya arenaria
Lineage: Eukaryota; Metazoa; Mollusca; Bivalvia; Myida; Myidae
Product: carbohydrate sulfotransferase 3-like
Exons: 3
Coding region: 19-1305 (428 amino acids)
Biological process (GO): sulfur compound metabolic process; N-acetylglucosamine metabolic process
Molecular function (GO): N-acetylglucosamine 6-O-sulfotransferase activity
Source: RefSeq, a predicted model, not a curated record